This is a messenger RNA of Oppiella nova, 2970 nucleotides long. Lineage: Eukaryota; Metazoa; Arthropoda; Arachnida; Sarcoptiformes; Oppiidae. The record is from the annotation of a GenBank genome assembly.
UAUGAAUAGCAUAUAAAUCGACAAUCAAUUCAUUGUAAACCAAAUUUGCACUCAUUUUGAGUGAUAUUUCUGUAUUUAUUUUUAUUUAACUAUUAUUUUGUGACAAAAGAUGUCAAACAAUGAAAUGUCAGAUCAAAUGACCACUUCUUCCACUUCAUCGUUAGGCUACACGUCAUUAUCAUCGGCCGAAAGCCAACCACUGAGUGACAGUGUGUCGGAAGCGGCCAUAUAUUCAAUAUGUGGUGUCUGUGCGAUGGCUUUCCACCACCUCUUCCCACACACCUGCGAUCGAGCUUUUUGUGAGACAACGAUGACUGAAAUGAUCCGACACUUGAAUCUUCCCACUCAAGUGUCUAACGCCAUGAGGGCUCUGAUGGAGGGCGAGGGCGGAGAUGUGGACGCAUUCAUUGCUCUCAUACGAGAGGAACCGACGCUUAAGUCUUCCUGUGUCCGGAUUGUCGAGGAAUUGGUUUUGUUUGCCGUCAAAGAAGGAUGGAUCAAAAGAGGUGUUUAUGACGCCCGACUCCGUGUCCUCAUUCUUCACAUCUCCGGCCUAUUAGGAGUUCCGGUGCCUAUCGUUGAACUCUACGAGGAAUCGGUGAUUGAAAUGCUUUCUGAAUAUAUUCCGCAACAAAACGACGAGGAAAUCAAAAUCAAACAAAAACGCGAACGAAAUAAAAAGAUUAAGCGAUACGUUAUGAUAGGGUUGGCCAGUGUUGGUGGCGGUGCUAUCAUUGGACUGACUGGUGGUUUGGCGGCACCGUUUGUAGCGGCCGGCGCCGGUGCCAUCAUAGGUACGGCUGGCGCUGCAGUUCUGGGCUCAUCGGCUGGAAUAGCAGUAAUCGGUUCCCUGUUUGGCGUCGCCGGCGCCGGACUCACGGGCUAUAAAAUGAAGAAAAGAGUGGGAGAUAUAGAAGAGUUCGCUUUCGACACAUUAACUCACGGCCGGGAACUACAUCUCACAAUCGCUAUCUCCGGAUGGGUGUCACAAGAAGGCGCACAAGCAUUCAAAGACCCCUGGCUUUCACUAUUGAAUUCUCGGGAACAGUAUUGCAUUCGCUAUGAGUCGGCGUAUCUGUUAGAGUUAGGCCGAGCCAUGGAAUACUUCCUGGGCUUUGCCAUCAGUAUGGCUGCACAGGAAGCCCUCAAAUACACGAUCCUCAGUGGGCUUAUAGCUGCUAUCGCAUGGCCCGCAACACUGGUCACAAUGGCCAGCGCUAUAGACAAUCCAUGGGGUGUUUGCAUCAGGAGGUCAGCAGAAGUGGGCAAACAUUUGGCAGAGAUUCUCAUAGCUAGACAACAGGGCAGACGUCCCGUCACUCUAAUUGGAUUCAGUUUAGGCGCUCGUGUCGUGUAUUUCUGUCUACAAGAGAUGGCUCAACGCAAGGGAUGCGAAGGUAUCAUAGAAGAUGUGAUCCUAUUGGGAGCACCCGUUCCCGCGUCUGUCGACCAGUGGAAGGCAUUCGGACGUGUAGUGAGCGGACGAAUAAUGAACGGCUACUGCAGAGGCGAUUGGCUCUUGAAGUUCUUAUACCGAACCUCUUCGGCAACUCUAAGGAUAGCAGGUCUUCAAGCCAUUGAUUGGGACGACAGGAAAAUGAUUAAUACAGACCUCAGCCAUAUUGUGACGGGUCAUAUGGAUUACGCGCGCAAAAUGAAACAAGUCUUGGAGGCCAUUGGGAUCCGAACGGUGGAAGAGCCGAAUGCCACGACAUGUGAACUCCAUAUGCGAAGAACUCAUUCAGAUAUGACACAAAUCAAUCACAAACUCUACGCCCAGAUGUCCACUUCGAAGUCCGACUCCAAUAUCAGGCGUCGAUAUUCCGAGCCCUUAGUGUCCGCCGAUUUGAAUCCAUUCUCUACUCAUUCGUCGAACUUUUCGCGAAGAUCUUCAUCACUGGAGAGUAUUUUAAGCAAAAUUAGUCGCUUCUCAGGGGUGACGUCAACACCUCCGCCGAUGUCAACGAUGUCAAGCCCUGACUCCAUGAAGUACUCUAUUCACAGGAAAUCAACUGAUUUUCUAAAUGUUCCGCAAUAAUGGUUGUGAAUGUUGUGAUCAUUAGAUAUGAUUUAAAUCAUAUCUAACAUUAAAUUUAUUAUUAAUUCUAAUCGAAAGCCAAUUUUAAAAUCAAUUUCAUUAGACACACGACCAGUAGAACAGUUAGAGAUAUCACUGUUAGAGACAUUAGUUUUUCGAGACCAAUACCUAAGAAACCUCUAGUUAUUCAUCAAAGUAUUGACAGAAAGGUUGUUACAAAUGACACUUUGUUUACAAUAGCUUUACAAUAGUUGUGAUAUAAAUCAUCACUUAUUUAUUACAAACUAUGAUUACGUGAGAAAUCAGAAAAACAAAAAGACUAUCCAAUGGUUUGCCUUUUUAUUGUAUUUCAUUUCUAAUCAGUAUUUAAAUACAGUUAACGCAUUUGUUAUGAUAUUCUCAAUAGUGUUACUAAUCAACUGAUUUGAGUUACAAUUAAUGCAAAAUGAAGUAUUAUUUUUGUGAACUUCACAACGAAUUCAAUAGAAAUGAUAUACAAUACCGUAGACUAGUUUAAUCCCACAUUCAGUAUACUGAACAGACGGUGCCUUAAAUGAAAGCCCAAUAUUCAGAUGAAAGGCUAUGAGUUGAUACGAACAAGAGUACCGGGUUUGUCCCAUAACCUAAAUCCCAGUCCUCAACUGCAAAAUAUACUCAGCCUUUCAUUUACAUAUCGUAUCGGAAUUCGGUUCGUCUGUUCAUUAUAUUCAUGUCUCAAGUGUUAAACCAAUAGUCAGUCCAUUCUGUCCCCCAAUUAUCAUACAUUGUCAUCAUUGGUAUGCAUUGUCUGGACUCUGAGAUGAGUUCAUAGUUUUGUUUUUAAAUUACAAAACAAAAAAGUCUUCGAAAGUGACCCCGAAUUUGAGUUUUUAUUCAAUAAUAUUUGUUGAAUUAUGUUAGACUCGUAAUGCAAACCAUUAUAAAUCGUGUCC